This is a messenger RNA of Necator americanus (New World hookworm), 681 nucleotides long. RefSeq lists its product as uncharacterized. Bases 1 to 681 code for a protein of 226 amino acids. The transcript is spliced from 6 exons. Lineage: Eukaryota; Metazoa; Nematoda; Chromadorea; Rhabditida; Ancylostomatidae. The record is from RefSeq and is a predicted model, not a curated record.
AUGAGAGCAAAAGAGUCAAGUGGCACUGCCAAGCCUAUGAAGUCACCUACUACACACAGAACGCUUGAGAAAUGUUUCCUGGAGUUAAGCCAACGAGGAGAACUACUACUCUUUCUUCCCAGUUUCGACUUAAGACAAAUUUCCCGUUUCCGUGACUCGAGGACAUUUGCCAGAUAUUUGGUUGCCUACCUUCCCAGAAUAUCUACUUUUCAGCAAUUUGGGAGCACAGCUGGUUACGGUAGAACUGCUCCGUCGUCACCAUUCCCGGAAUGGUCGUAUCCGCAACAUGAUGCGUACCCCUACAUGACUCUACUAGCUGCCCCUCGUCUGUCUUUUCCCAUUCACGCUGCACCAACGUUUAUGCGUGCUCCUGUCGCCGCGCCAUAUUUCCAUCCUGGAUAUGCAUAUCCCAUGUAUCCACAUCCGCAAUAUUAUCGGCUCGGUUCCAAUGCACAUGAUACGUCGCCGGCUUACACUACAGUACGUCAGCAAGGAAUGGAGCCAGCGACAUCCGAUGACGAUGCGGAACUUGCCCCUUCAGAAAUUAACGAUGAUGGUCGCCUUGCGGAUUCGCUACUUUUUUAUCCAGAACUUCUACGCACACGUCUUUAUCGACAACUUCAAGCUAUGCGAAGAUCAUAUCGAUUGGGCAAGGCUCUUGAAAAAAUGAAGAUAUCAUAA